Molecule: messenger RNA, 611 nt
Organism: Paramecium sonneborni
Lineage: Eukaryota; Ciliophora; Oligohymenophorea; Peniculida; Parameciidae
Source: the annotation of a GenBank genome assembly
AUGAAAAAAUUAUAUAAUUUAAAAAGGUGACACCAUAUUGAACCCAAAAAAUUUACUUUUCAAUCGUAUUUAAUUAAAACCUGAAGUAAUUUUAUUUGGACAACCUAUUUAGGAAAUAGGCGACAAGAAUUUAAAGAGAAAAUAAAUAGAAUCAAGAAGAAAAGGUCUAUUGUAUUCAGAUGAUAAUUAUAGACACUUAAAUAGUGUUGGUAAUUAGUCUUGAAGAUAUAGUAUUCAUGAAUAAUCAAUAAAUUAGAAUUAACAAUAAAUAAUAAUUGAGAACCAUUUGUUUUAUAGAAUUAUAUAAAAAUUACUAUAAAUUACUUAAAAAAAGAAGAUAUCCCUUUAACUUUAAAUUCAAAGAGAUUAAUGAAUUGCUAUAGUUAAUAGAAAAUAAGAAAAGAGUAAGUAACCAAAAGAAUAUCAAUUUGUAAAAUAUGAGAAUAGUUAAUAAGAAAAACAAGUUAUUUAUAAUAUUUUAGAUAAAUGACGAGAUUUUCUUAAAUUUAAUGAACAGAAAUUAGGAAAUAAUUAAAUUAAAAAGUUUAAUCAAUUAAAAAAUUAUCAUCCAGAUACUGAAUAAGAAUAAAAAAUUUCAAACAUCAAUUUGA